AUGAAUUGGAUUGUCUAUGGAAGUAGUUGCAGAAAUGGGUGUUUUGUCUAUACUUGAAAAACAUCCAAAACAGCUUUUGAAAGCGAGGCCUCAAACGUCUCGGUUAUAGCUCGUCCUCUGCUUCUGCUCUGUAAAAAAACAUGGCCCUACCUCUCCUCUCUGCUUCGUUUUUUGGGUCUCUCUGAAUUUUUCUGGGUUGAAAGAAACCUCCGUUAAUUUGCCGUCGAAGCGAUAAGUACGAAUUAUUGUUUGUUUUUUUUUUCUUCAUUGAUUGUUUUCCUUAGGUUGGGGAAACCCUCUGAUUGAUACUUGUUCAUCUGGAAUCUGCAUCCGUUGAAGUUCUGCUUGGAUUGCUCUGUUCAUCCAAGCUUGUAAGUUGAACUUGUCUAGUACCCACUUCGUUUUUCAUAUUGAAUACAGAUUUCGAAGUAAGAUCAGGGCUCUGUUGUUGGGUUUAUUGAAGAUUGUUAUUUAGAAACUGGGUUCAUUUGAUUUGGCGUCUUUUUCAAUCUGAAACUAAGAUGACAUCGAGAGUAGAAAUUGAUGAGGACUCUGAAACGAAGGGAAGUAUGUGGGUUCUAGACCAGAAGCUGGAUCAGCCUAUGGACGAAGAAGCUGGGAGACUUAGUAACAUGUACAAAGAGAAGAAAUUCUCGGUAUUGUUGCUUCUUCGACUUGCAUAUCAAAGCCUUGGAGUGGUUUAUGGAGAUUUGGGGACUUCUCCUCUAUACGUCUUCUACAAUACAUUUCCUCAUGGGAUAUCUGAUCCGGAGGAUGUAAUUGGAGCACUUUCAUUAAUUAUAUACUCUCUUACUCUCAUUCCACUCAUAAAGUAUGUAUUUAUCGUGUGUAAAGCAAAUGACAAUGGUCAAGGUGGAACAUUUGCUCUUUACUCCUUGUUAUGUCGUCAUGCAAAAGUAAAAACUAUUCCAAACCAACAUCGAACUGAUGAAGAGCUAACAACAUAUAGCCGCUCUAAAUUUCAUGAGCACUCAUUUGCUGCUAAAACUAAAGGAUGGCUUGAAAAACGAUCAUCCAGGAAGAAUGCUUUGCUCAUUCUUGUUCUUGUUGGCACUUCCAUGGUUGUUGGAGAUGGAAUUCUCACUCCUGCAAUAUCGGAUGUAGUUGUGCUUGUUGCUGUUGUAAUACUAGUGGGAUUAUUCAGCUUGCAACGCUACGGUACUGAUAGAGUUGGUUGGCUCUUUGCUCCAGUUGUGCUACUUUGGUUUCUAUUAAUUGGAGGUAUAGGCAUGUUCAACAUCUGGAAAUAUGAUAAAACGAUUCUACGAGCCUUUUCACCUGUGUAUAUUUUUCACUAUUUUAGAAGGCGAGGGAUGGAUGGUUGGACGUCCCUCGGAGGCGUGUUGCUGAGUAUAACAGGCACAGAGGCUUUAUUUGCGGAUUUGGCUCAUUUUCGUGUAGCAGCUAUACAGAUUGCUUUUACAGUAAUUGUUUUUCCCUGCCUUCUCCUGGCAUAUUCUGGACAGGCUGCCUACCUUAUGAACAAUACGGAGCAUGUGGCUGAUGUCUUCUACCAUUCAAUACCAGAUUCCAUAUAUUGGCCCGUGUUUGUUGUGGCAACGGCUGCUGCUGUGGUUGCUAGUCAAGCCACUAUAUCUGCAACAUUUUCAAUAAUCAAGCAGGCUCUUGCUCAUGGCUGCUUUCCAAGAGUUAAAGUUGUUCAUACCUCAAAGAAUUUCCUUGGUCAGAUAUAUGUUCCAGAUAUUAACUGGAUUCUCAUGGUUCUGUGCAUUGCUGUGACAGCAGGAUUUAAGAAUCAAAGUCAAAUUGGAAAUGCUUAUGGGACAGCGGUUGUGGUAGUCAUGCUUGUGACCACACUGCUCAUGAUUCUAAUCAUGAUCUUGGUGUGGCGCUGUCAUUGGAUCAUCGCCCUGAUAUUCACUGGACUCUCGCUUGUUGUAGAAUGCGGUUACUUUUCAGCUGUUCUCUUCAAGGUUGAUCAAGGUGGCUGGGUUCCCCUAGUGAUUGCUGCGGCCUUUCUUAUCAUCAUGUACGUGUGGCAUUAUGGUACUGUUAAACGAUACGAAUUCGAGCUGCACAGUAAAGUUUCAAUGGCAUGGGUUCUCGGUCUUGGUCCCAGUCUAGGACUUGUCCGCGUUCCUGGAAUUGGGCUUGUCUAUACCGAGCUAGCAAGCGGCGUACCUCACAUAUUUUCCCAUUUCAUUACUAAUCUCCCAGCUAUCCAUUCUGUCGUUGUGUUUGUCUGUGUGAAAUAUCUCCCAGUCUACACAGUGCCAGAGGAAGAAAGAUUCCUUGUCAAGCGGAUAGGAACAAAGGAUUUCCACAUGUUUCGUUGCGUUGCUAGAUAUGGUUACAAAGACCUCCACAAAAAAGAUGAUGAUUUUGAGAAAAAGCUUUUUGAUAGCAUCUUUCUCUUUGUCAGGCUUGAAUCCAUGAUGGAGGGUUGUUCAGACUCUGAUGAGUACAGUUUGUAUGGGCAGCAAACUGAGCGUUCAAGGGACGGCCUGUUGAUUGGCAGCCAUGGCAAUGCAGCAGCUUCAUCCAAUGUGGGCCCUACCCUCUCGUCAGUCGACUCAAUCGUGCCGGUUGGAUCUAACACAGAAAGAUCAUGUGAGCAAGCAAGCAACCAUACUGAUAGCGAUGAGAUUGAGUUCUUGAUUAGGUGUAGAGAUGCUGGGGUGGUGCACAUUCUGGGAAACACUGUAAUUAGAACAAGGGAAUCGAAAUUCUUCAAGAGGAUAGCUGUGGAUUACGUAUAUGCCUUUCUUAGGAAGAUUUGCAGGGAGAACAGUGUGAUUUUCAAUGUUCCUCAUGAGAGUUUAUUAAACGUUGGCCAAAUUUUCUAUGUAUAGUCCAUUUGAUUCAUUGAUGGAACAGGGAGAGUGAAUCAAAUCUGUUAGAUAUACUUUCUUGAAUUACAUUUUUUUUUA
Molecule: messenger RNA, 2912 nt
Organism: Cucurbita maxima (winter squash)
Lineage: Eukaryota; Viridiplantae; Streptophyta; Magnoliopsida; Cucurbitales; Cucurbitaceae
Product: potassium transporter 10-like
Exons: 7
Coding region: 522-2834 (770 amino acids)
Biological process (GO): potassium ion transmembrane transport
Cellular component (GO): membrane
Molecular function (GO): potassium ion transmembrane transporter activity
Source: RefSeq, a predicted model, not a curated record